AUGCACCCGGUCUCCGUCCUCACCUUCGGCAUCUUCCUUGCUGGUUACAUCACUGCUCGGUGGGACCUCGUCACUCGACUUUAUGAGCUGGCUAUUUUCGCUUGGGAUCACGGAGUCAUUACUCGCGCCGCCAAAGGCUUCGCUAUUCUUUCCAUUCUCUUCUUGAUUAUCCUCGUUCCCAUUGAGCGCAUUGCCGCCCGUGAGGCAGCGCUACAUCCACGGGAGCCGGCCGCAGGUAUUUCAGCGCGCGAACAGCUUCGUCGCCAUGACAUCCCUGGUGUGGUAAUAGGAUGGCGGAAUGGCGAGUUCGAUGUUCUUGUGGUGGGAAUACUGCAAGGAGUCGACGUACGCAACGUUGAACAUGCGCUGCGUAUGCGAUCACUCUUUCGCGGCAGCCGUCACCCCAUCGACAAUAUACUCAAUCGCUGUGGCGGGCAGUCUAUUCAAGUGCUGGGAACCUUGAACGCGACAGAAGCCGUCAAAUCCUUCGACCCGAAGCUCCUCUCCUUACGACUGAUCGGACGUAGCAAUGUCCCGCGUAUCGAGUGCUCCGCACAAUUCGCUAUCAAUAUUCAAAUCAUUACAUUCGACAGACCCAAUCCGAAGCGCAUGGAAUACCUGUCACUUAAACCAAUCUCCCUCGCUCUUGGUGACAAGCGUGGUGCGUUUGGUAGCGUCGCUCCCUUCGACCAGAUUGACAAAGACGAGGAGGUCGAGAGAAAGAGGAAAGAGAAGCUGGUAGAGAAGCUGAAACAACAUACUGUUUUACAGCAUUCUCACACACCAAAGGAGUUGGCGCUGCCGAAGAUCAUUGAGCAAAUCAAUUGCUCCGCUGAGAUCAAUGCGUUGAUGCAACAAAACAUUGGCCUGGUCGGUGUGCGGGCAAAGAGAAGUCUAAGUGUCAGCGAGCGAGUGGUGAAUACCGCUACGAACCUGUGGGAUCUGAUCUGGAUCUGGGUGAAACAAGUAUUCGUCCAUCACAUCUGGCCCUUUGCUUCGCAAGUAUUUAUUCGAUGGAUCAUGGUCUUGCGAAUUAUAGCCGAAGGAAUUCUCACCGUCCUAGACUGGCGGCCGUUUGGUCAUGCUGCCUUGAAAGAUCUUUCUGCUACAGCGCAACAAGUCGAUAUCCGCUUACAGCAAUUCUGCUAUUGGCCGCCACAAUACCUCACCUUGCUCCGGCGGCGAAAUGAUUGGGAGAGUAUCACCAACAGUCAUCCCGAAUACAUUCGCUUCUUCAACAGUCUAUGGCUCGUGGCGAACGACAUCAUCAUCGGAAUCGCCCUCGGAGCGUACAUUCUGGAGAACGUCGACUUUGUCGCCGCCGCGGUAGAUCGAAAUAUCACUACAUACGCGAUUGAGGGUCUGCAGCGUAUGCUUGCCUGGCUAAUGGACUACCCAGCUGGCCUCAAACUAAACAAUGAACUUGCAACAUUCCUUGGCGAUCUCUUUCUGUGGGUAAUCGACUACUGGAGUAGCUGCAUGUUGCAACUUCGCCCUGCCUUGCCGGUCAUCAUCCGCCUUAUUGGAAUAUCAAGCUUUGCCGGCGCCAGUCUGCCCAUAAGUCUUUUCUCCGACUUACUCUCGCUAUUGACGGUCCACAUUUACUGCUUCUACAUGGCAUCAGCGCGGAUCUACAACUGGCAAUUGACCAUCAUCAUUUCGCUUUUCCACUUGUUUCGUGGCAAGAAACGAAACAUCCUCCGGAACCGCAUUGACAGCUGUGACUAUGACCUCGAUCAAUUACUUCUCGGCACCAUCCUCUUCACCCUUCUUUUCUUUCUCUUGCCUACCGUUGCUGUCUUUUACGCAACUUUCGCUGGCGCACGAAUGACGAUCAUCGCUCUCAAGGCCGCACUUGACACCUGGCUGGCGUGUCUCAACCACUUCCCGCUUUUCGCAUUAAUGCUUCGCAUUAAGGAUUCUCGGAGACUUCCGGGAGGCAUACGAUUUGAGCUGCAAGAAUCUCCUGCGACCACCACCACAUCCAAUGGACAUGCGCGACAACCAUCAGCACCAUUGUCUUCAUCGGCACCUACGGCCUAUAUCAGACUCAAAUCUGUUCCGCUUCCACUCUCCCAGACAAUGUCGCAAUAUGCUCAGCUCGGUCAACGUAUCCGCAAGCACUACCUCUCCCCACGGGUCUUUCUACGCCUCCUCUCAGGCCAAUUUGUGCCUCCCAUCCACCGCAAAAACCUCUACAGCUUACAAUACAGCAUGUUGCCCGUGCAGCGUGUGUCGAUGGGUGAGCUGUGGGAGAUGAUGAUUCAGCCCCUAGUGGGAAAAUGGCGAAUGGUCAUGCUGCUGGCGGAGUGGGAGGAUUUGUGCCUGAAGGCGCGACGGGACGGCUUCACCCGAAUCAUGCGCAUACCUCAAGGAGGACCAAUGGCGUCAAAAAGGGCGAAGGAUACUGGUGGAGUAAGUGAUGAUAGUAUGUUGAUCAACAGCAAAAUUUACGAAGAUUACGCACAUCCAUGA
Dissoconium aciculare CBS 342.82 is the source of this 2475-nucleotide messenger RNA. Its product is annotated as putative N-acetylglucosaminyltransferase subunit. The transcript is spliced from 7 exons. Gene Ontology annotation, cellular component: endoplasmic reticulum; membrane. NCBI's taxonomy places the organism in Eukaryota, Fungi, Ascomycota, Dothideomycetes, Mycosphaerellales, Dissoconiaceae. The record is from RefSeq and is a predicted model, not a curated record. Gene Ontology annotation, biological process: GPI anchor biosynthetic process. Bases 1 to 2475 code for a protein of 824 amino acids.